UACUUUUGUGGCCACUAGAGAACGGUAGAGGAAACGGUUAUACACAAAGUGAUGGGGCCACGCCGUCAUCCCUUACAAGCAUUACAAAGUCUUAAUACAUUCAGCUUACCGAUGGUUGAGGAACCAAAGAUAUUUUCCUCAUUUCGGGAUCGAUUGCACCACUUACAGAGAACGGAGAAUGACCGGGUAUGCUUCGGUAGAUCUGGUAUACAUGGAUGGGGGCUUUUCGCACGUAGAAACAUUCAAGAAGGAGAAAUGGUUCUUGAAUAUCGUGGCGAACAAGUGAGGCGCACUAUUGCUGACCUGAGGGAGGCGCGGUACAGAUCGGCGGGCAAAGACUGCUAUCUUUUUAAGAUUAGCGAAGAAGUAGUUGUCGAUGCCACCGACAAAGGAAAUAUAGCACGCUUGAUCAACCAUUCAUGUAUGCCCAACUGCUACGCAAGGAUCAUGAGUGUGGGGGAUGAUGAAAGUCGGAUUGUACUCAUUGCGAAGGCUAAUGUCCCUGCUGGCGAGGAGCUAACGUAUGAUUACUUGUUCGAUCCCGAUGAACCCGAUGAAUUCAAAGUCCCGUGUCUAUGUAAAGCGCCAAACUGUCGGAAGUUCAUGAAUUAGGGCAAUAGGAUACACAUUAACAGUCAUCAGUCAUUGUUUCAUCUCAAAGAUGCUAACCCAUUCUCCUCAUCUACCUUAUACUACUCAAUUUGCACUGCUUGCAGCCAACAGCAAAAAAGGAAAGGAAAGUUCUUCAGUUUUUUUUUUUUUUUUUUUUUUUUUGGUUCUAUUUCAAAACCUAAAGGCUUAAUAAUAAAGGUUAGGCUACAUAUUGAUUAGCUGGGGUUCUGGUUUAGGGCGUUGAUGUAAAUUUUGUACUCUCUUCUUUCUCAAUAGCUAGCUGAUUAGCUGAAUGUUGUUGACCCAUCCUCUUCUACUUCCCUCCUUUUUGACACCGAAGGGCUUUACUUGUUGGAAAUUGAGCUGCAAAAUGUGAUAAAA
This is a messenger RNA of Cucurbita pepo subsp. pepo (vegetable marrow), 993 nucleotides long. Lineage: Eukaryota; Viridiplantae; Streptophyta; Magnoliopsida; Cucurbitales; Cucurbitaceae. The record is from RefSeq and is a predicted model, not a curated record.